AUGACCGCCGCCGCCGCCGCCGGCGGCAACAACGGCACAGCCGCAAGCAAAUCUCUGAAAUCGCCGAAGCAGAAGGAGCUGCAGGGGCUGCUAUUAGACCGGUACGACGUCGGAAAGGUCAUCGGCCACGGGACCUUCGCGAAGGUGUACCACGCGAGGAACGUGAAGACAGGUGAGGGCGUGGCGAUAAAGGUCACCGACAAGGAGAAGAUCUUGAAAGUUGGUCUAAUGGCGCAAAUCAAGCGCGAGAUCUCGAUCCUGCGGCGCGUCCGCCACCCAAACAUCGUGCAAUUGUUCGAGGUGAUGGCGACCAAGUCAAAGAUCUUUUUCGUGAUGGAGUUCGUCAAGGGCGGCGAGCUCUUCAGCAAGGUGGCCAAGGGCCGCCUCAAGGAGGAGGUGGCGCGGAAGUACUUCCAGCAGCUGAUCUCCGCGGUGGCGUUCUACCACGCCCGCGGCGUCUACCACCGCGAUUUGAAGCCGGAGAACAUCCUCCUCGAUGAGGACGACAACCUCAAGGUCUCCGACUUCGGAUUGAGCGCGAUUCCUGAGCAGGUGGUGGUGGUGGUGGUGGUCGGAGGAGGAAUGGAGGUGGUGGUGGUGGUGGUGGUCGGAGGAGGAAUGGAGGUGGUGGUGGGACCCACUACAAAAUAAAAGAAAAAAAUAAAAAAAAUUCAAGGAAAUGGUGUUAGACGUCCGUUUUCUUCGUGGGUUAAGUUGCAUAUUUUUUAUGUACUAUAGGGGAGGUAUUUGCACCAAAGUCGAGUGUGGGGGGCUAAACGCUCUAGGGGGGUCUACUUUAGGGACUAAUCUGCACCUUUACCCUUAAUUAAAACAACACAAUAAAUUAUUAAUACUUUUUCACAAUUCCCAAUACACUUUACAACCUUUUCUCCACUCUCAAUACACUAUACAACAUUUUAUUAAAACCCGUGCCACUCCCUCCUAGGAAGUUCUUUCAUGGACGGAGGGAGUAAUAAUAAUAAUAAUAAAUAGUAAAAUAAUAUUUAGUAAUUAAUAUAAUAAAAAAUAAUAAUUGAAAAUAAUAAAA
Messenger RNA from Salvia miltiorrhiza (redroot sage), 1048 nucleotides. RefSeq names its product CBL-interacting serine/threonine-protein kinase 12-like. The transcript has a single exon. NCBI's taxonomy places the organism in Eukaryota, Viridiplantae, Streptophyta, Magnoliopsida, Lamiales, Lamiaceae. The record is from RefSeq and is a predicted model, not a curated record. Gene Ontology annotation, molecular function: protein kinase activity; ATP binding. The coding region runs from base 1 to 651 and encodes 216 amino acids. Gene Ontology annotation, biological process: protein phosphorylation.